AUAAAACCCGCCUCGCGCCUUUACGUUGCCUUCGCCCGCCCUUCCCUCCCACUGCAUCUUCUAGUCAGUUUCCCCUUCAUCCUCAUUUUCUUUUUGCUUUCCCACUCUGUGCUCCACCUCUAUGUCGCCCUUUCCUCCCUUCACAGACCAGGCUCAGUUCUGUGAGGGUAUGGUACUAUGGUGUAAUCCUCAAGACCAGCGAAUGUCCCUGGCCGCUGAACCCGCUGAACCCGCCGAGAACAAGCCCAAGGAUCUCCUGAACAACAACAAAACCAACCUGUACCCGCACAUCGCCAUUCAUGUUGACCGCCAGCAAUGCACCAUCCACGUGGUGCGGUUGUGUGAUGCCAAGGUUGGUCUCCCUCUGCUUGGUGUCUCUUGUGCCGAUUCUUUGUCCUGUCCUUCGUUCUUUGACGUGGCACUUUUUCUCUCGCAGCCUGCUCAGAUGGGCUGGUGGUCAUUGGCCACAUCCUUGGCUUGGUCCAGGAAGGACACUUACCUGUACAUGGGCUGUCCCGUCACUGUGCGCAUGGACAUCGGCCGCACGCGUGUCAUGCAUCCACACAAAGACCAGACGUACAAUACGCCUGAUGUCAUGGCCCACAAUCUCAAGGUAUACUGCCAGCUCAAGGCUGAAUAUGUUCGGCGGUCGCAGUACCAUACUCAUAGCUAUUCUCUGCCCAAUUCACAUGUCGCUUCCCCGCAGUUCCAUACUCAAGCCAUGCCGAUCGUCCUUUGCCCUGUCUCGCCGCCGCAGUCGAACUAUCCACCAGCGCCGCCCAUGUACUGUCCACAAGCUCCGGGCGUCGGAAUGCUCCACCCGCCAGGGAUGUAUCAGCCGCAACUCGGAGCGCAAUUACCCACGGUAACUGCCACUGCCAUUGCGCACAAGGCCCUGCCGCCGCAGAGUCUGACCUUCCCGACCCUCGCCAAGAGUGAUGUGAUCCGACCUCCUGAGUUUUGCCAGCAGAGCCAGUCGUUGCCUGGCUGCUGGAAGAACCCAGACACUGGCAAAUACUGGCACCCUCAAGGCCCGGAGGCCGUUGUGCAACUCGUGGCGACAACAAGCAGACUCGGUCGCUCGACGCGAUGAGUCCUGGGGCGCUCAAGGCGUUCCCUGCGGCGAGAUGUGGGGGUGUCGGUUGGAGAGUGGUUCCUGGUUCUUGCGGACGGUCUAUGGGCGCUCGAGGCGUUCUUUCCGCGGAUCUUCGACCGUGUCCUUGCAUCUGAGUUCGCUCUGCCAUCUUGUUCUCGCGUUGCUGUAUGUUGUACUGCAAGAUGUUUCAUCGUCACCCGAGGCUUUGCUUCCAAGUGUCGUGGAACGAAAAUUCAGGCCUAGAUGGCUUACACACGUGCUAUGUAUAUCCUUUUUCGUUUGCUUGUGCGGGAUCAAGUCAGGUGACCAGCGAUUGUCUUCUUUGCUCCUGAAACGUACCUGUGAACUGCAGGCUGUCCGCGCCCAACGUCAUGUUCUUGUCAAGAGCUGCUGCUUCCGAGUAUCUACGAUUUAGCCCCCUGCUUCAGAAAUCUCAUGUCCUCGUCUGAAAUGCCCCUCCUUCCUCGCGAACUAGAGCGCGACAUCUUCAGUAAAUGUGCAGCGAGCUUUCCGCUCAUGCGACCCGCUUUGAUACAAGUGGCCGCCCGAGUCCGUACAUGGAUUGAGCCCACUUUGUACCACCAUAUCUUCGUAUGCGACGGCCAUCGCAAACGAGAGACAGGACCAGUCAACAAAGGAAGCUACGCGGACAUGCCCAUCGACGACUUCCUGUACCGCCAUGCCCACCCGGCUUCCUGGACGAUCCUGGAGCGACACACGCGGUCCAUCGCGAUCGACGCGCGCACGGCCUGCACACCCGAACUCGUAAAAGCGCUCUCUGCGCUCCCCAAGCUCACCGCUGUGUGCAUGCUCAGCACGACCGGGCUGAAACCCACGCUUCUCCCCGCCCUCACUGCGCUCGGCGGCCUUGAGCGGCUCAGCAUGGACGUCGCGCCGCUCUUCAGGGACAGCCGGCAGACCCAGACACCCCGUUUCACGCACCCGGUCUUCAGACACAUCACGCACCUGCACCUCGACAUCUUCGCGCCGGACUGGGACGCGUGGGCGCGCUAUCCGGUUGAGCUAGGCACGCACCCACACCUGACGCACCUUGCGCUCGGGCGCGUCGCGGAGUGCAUCGGGGACUACGACUCUAUCGAGGCGUACGAGGCGCUGGUCGCAGAUAUCCUGCGGGAGUGCGCGCGCUUGACGGUGCUCGUGUUUCUGUGCGCCGAUGGGGAUGAGCUGGAGUUUUGUCAGGAGGAGCUAGGCAGUAUUCUGAGCGAGGAUGCCAGGUCUGUGCUGCUGCUGCUGGAGUGGAGCGAGUUGUGGGAUGACUGGAAGCGGAGUGUAUGCUGCAUGGAGGAGGAGGAAGAGGACUUCUGGGCGCGUUGUGAAACGUGGGCGCAAAGUAGGCUGGAAUGUGAAGGAAUGGACGGCUCGGAGUUUACGGUCCCCGCGCUUCUGCGUGAUCAACUUAUUAUGCCGUAGUUGUCUCCCCAUGCGCUGGCAGAUUGUUUCGUCCGUGCCCUUCCGUCAUGCUCGAACCCAGGCCUCCGCGGCCUCAUUGCAUCGACAGCGACCUCAGCGCGGCGCGGUGAUCCCAGCCCUCAGUUACGAUAGUGACGCUCUCCUUGUAGACUUCGAAUACCGACUGAUCGGUGUCGCCACCAUGAUCGACCCCUCCAAGCAUGGAGGAACUGUUGAUGGCUCUAAUCGACGCCACACUCCUAGAUGACAAUGAAAUGCCAUCCCGCGCUGUUCGACGUGACGCAAAAGUUUUGCGCUCUUCCGAUGCGAUGGGAUGGGCACCCUCGCAUAGCCACACAUCGGCACAGAGCCAAGACAUAUCUUCCAUUAUCUACUCCCAAACGCAAACGUAUUCAAGAUACUACGUCCAACAUCAGUCGAUCAGGUCCGCCGCCACAGUCACUUUGCUCGGGCCCAUGUCUGCCCAUGUCGGGUUAGCACUGCAGAAAUCGGGAUUCAGGAGGAGACUGUCAUGAUUGGCGGCAUCAUCAUCAGCGAUGCCACCAGAUUUUGUAUUUCGGCAAGGCCAUUGCUUCGCUGCAUUCGCGAUCCAUUAUCCCGCGUGGUAUAUGCGGCCUCGUGGUUGAGCGGAUGAUCAUCUCCGCAUUGCCGCUCGGGUGAUUGCCGAAAGUAGCUGAUGUGCAUUAUCACUGGGGCCACGCAAUUGGUCGAGCGCGCAGCGAGCAAGUGGGAGACUACUGAUAAGAUUCGGGACAGGCUACAGAAAUAAACGCGUGUCAGAAAUAGAGCAUUCAGCGCGAGCUACCGAGGGACAGAAGGGAACAGAAGAGAAGAGAAGAGAAGAGACGGGCUGGCGAAGUCUUGAGCCCUGGCGCUGCGUGGUUACUACUUCCGUAAUCGAUCCAUGCGUACCAAUGGGGGUGCGUGGAUCAUCCAAGAGCCAAGCUGCCGCUGCCCUGCUAUAGAUACCAGGCUAAUCAGGUGCACUUGUUCUAGACAGACGCAAGAUGCACCUCUCCCUCCUCCCGCUCGCUCUCGCGCUCUUCAGCGUCGUCGACGCGCAAAACUUCACCCGCCGCAGCUGGGACGAGGCCUUCGCCCUCGCGAAUGCGACCGUCGCGCAGCUGACCACGGCCGAGAAGGCCGGUAUCGCGGCUGGCGUGGGCCAGUUCACCUCCCGCUGCGUCGGGAACACGUCGCCCGUCGCGCGGCUCGGCAUCCCCGCGCUGUGCAUGAACGACGGGCCCGCAGGGAUCCGGCUGGUCAAUAACGUGACAGGAUUCCCGGCAGGGAUCAACGCAGCGGCGACGUUCAGUCGGAGGCUGAUGCAACUGCGGGGUCAGGCUUUGGCGGAGGAGUUUCGAGGCAAGGGCAUUCACGUCUACCUUGGGCCUGCCAUGGAUUUGAUGCGCAACCCAAUGGCUGGCCGCGCUUGGGAAGGAUUCGGACCGGAUCCGUACCUUUCCGGGGAGGCCGCCUACUACACGAUCAUCGGCGUGCAGAACGUGGGCGUACAGGCAUGCGCGAAGCACUUCAACGGGUACAACCAGGAGCACUGGCGGUACGGGAUGAUCUCAAACAUUGACGACCGGACGAUGCACGAGCUGUACCUGUACCCGUUCUUGCGAGCCAUCGAGGCCAACGUGACGUCAGUCAUGUGUUCUUACAAUCAAUUCAAUGGCACCAGCGCGUGUCAGAAUCCAGGACUGAUCGGCCCCAGCGGUCUGCUGCGCCAGAACGGUUUCAAGGGGUAUGUGGUCUCCGACUGGGGUGCCACGCACGCCUCGGCCGACACAAACGCGAACUCGGGCUUGGACAUGGAGCAGCCCGGUGACAACAUCGUGAUCGGUGGUGGCUC
Molecule: messenger RNA, 4385 nt
Organism: Mycena citricolor
Lineage: Eukaryota; Fungi; Basidiomycota; Agaricomycetes; Agaricales; Mycenaceae
Source: the annotation of a GenBank genome assembly